Pocillopora damicornis (cauliflower coral) is the source of this 1302-nucleotide messenger RNA. Its product is annotated as dimethyladenosine transferase-like. NCBI's taxonomy places the organism in Eukaryota, Metazoa, Cnidaria, Anthozoa, Scleractinia, Pocilloporidae. Gene Ontology annotation, biological process: rRNA methylation. Gene Ontology annotation, cellular component: nucleolus. Gene Ontology annotation, molecular function: rRNA (adenine-N6,N6-)-dimethyltransferase activity. The record is from RefSeq and is a predicted model, not a curated record.
GCACAUGGCCGAUCGGAUGUGUCGCAAGAAGCUUUGAGCUUGUUUGCGUUUGUUUUUCUUUACGGGAGAGCAAAAUGCCGAAAGUAAAAGCAGCUAAGAAGAGCAGAGAACAUGGGCAAAACAAGGUGUAUCAACAAGCUCUACAGUUCAAAACGGAGCAUGGGCAACAUAUUCUGAAAAACCCUCUCGUUAUAACCAGUCUGGUUGAAAAGGCUGGCUUACGAUCCACAGACACUGUUUUGGAAAUCGGUCCCGGAACAGGGAACUUAACGGUUAAGUUAUUAGAGCGAGUAAAAAAGGUUAUUGCUUGUGAGGUGGAUCCUCGCAUGGUGGCUGAGCUUCAGAAAAGAGUGCAAGGAACCUGACUUAAGUCUUUAUUUUUUACCAUGGUUGAUUUUUCUUAGACUAGAAUAUGACUUUCUAUGUUUAUUUUGUUGGCCUGUAGAUGUGCAGUUUUGAUGUUCCAGAGGGAGUUUGCCCAACGUUUAAUCGCUCAACCUGGAGACAAAUUGUAUUGCCGGCUGUCAAUCAACACACAGUUGCUAGCCAGGGUUGAUCAUCUGAUGAAGGUUGGGAAGAACAAUUUCCGGCCUCCUCCAAAAGUCGAGUCCAGUGUUGUGAGAAUUGAACCCAAAAAUCCACCACCUCCUAUUAAUUUUAAGGAAUGGGAUGGUCUUGUGAGAGUCGCGUUUGUACGAAAAAACAAAACACUAAAUUCAUGUUUCAGUUCACGAGCGGUCGCAGAAAUGUUGGAGAAAAAUUACAAGAUUCACUGCUCGUUAAAUGAUAUUAUGGUAGAUGAAGGAUUUGAUAUCAAAGAGAAAGUUCAAAAGUUGUUAACAGAAAAUGGAUAUGACAAGAAACGAGCACGCACAAUGGAUAUGGAUGAUUUUCUCGGUUUACUUCACUUAUUUAAUUCCAACGGUAUCCAUUUUACGUGAUGGUGUCGAUGGUGUCUGAAGAAUAUCCGUUUUAAUUCCUGUACAUAAAUAGCAAAUAUUCCGCAUAUGAUUUUAAACUGCUAUUUUUGGUUCAGUCACUGAUCUCUUUAAAUACUCAGGAAGUAUUGGUGUUUCGUUGGUUUUCUCUAAUCAGCUUCGAAUUUCUGGUGAGGCCAACAGAAAGGAACAUACAUUAUUGAUAAGAGACAUCUUUGUUUUUGGAAAGAAAAUAGAGAAGUCUCGGGCUACAGCGAUUGAAAACUCUACACACAAUGUUUAUAAAUUGAAUAAAGAGAGAAGCCUUUGAAAGCUUUUGUAAGUUUUUCAUGAAGAAGAGCGCGGAGACUUUUACAUUGACAAG